Molecule: messenger RNA, 2250 nt
Organism: Rhizopus microsporus ATCC 52813
Lineage: Eukaryota; Fungi; Mucoromycota; Mucoromycetes; Mucorales; Rhizopodaceae
Product: putative alpha-isopropylmalate isomerase
Exons: 1
Coding region: 1-2250 (749 amino acids)
Biological process (GO): L-leucine biosynthetic process
Cellular component (GO): 3-isopropylmalate dehydratase complex
Molecular function (GO): 3-isopropylmalate dehydratase activity; 4 iron, 4 sulfur cluster binding
Source: RefSeq, a predicted model, not a curated record
AUGGCUCGCACACUCUAUGAUAAAGUAUGGGACGAUCACGUCAUCGAUCGUCAAGAGGACGGUACCUGUUUAAUCUAUAUCGAUAGACAUCUUGUUCAUGAAGUGACCAGUCCUCAAGCAUUCGAAGGGCUUCGUAACGCAAAUCGACCUGUCCGUCGACCCGACUGCACACUUGCUACCGUCGAUCACAACAUUCCCACAACUCCUCGAAAGAAUUUCAAGAGCAUCUCGACCUUCAUCAAGGAAGCCGACUCAAGAACUCAGUGCGAGACUUUGGAACACAAUAUUAAAGAAUUUGGCCUUACUUACUUUGGUAUGGAAGAUGCUCGUCAAGGUAUUGUACACGUCAUUGGUCCUGAACAAGGAUUUACCCUUCCUGGUACUACCGUCGUCUGCGGAGACUCACACACUUCAACACAUGGUGCAUUUGGUGCACUUGCCUUUGGUAUUGGUACUUCUGAAGUAGAGCAUGUACUUGCUACGCAAACUCUCUUGCAAAAGAAAUCAAAAAAUAUGCGAAUCCGUGUACAAGGCGAGCUCUCACCCGGCGUUACUUCUAAGGAUGUUGUUCUUCACAUCAUUGGUGUCAUUGGUACUGCCGGCGGUACCGGCUGUGUCAUCGAGUUCUGUGGUGAUGCGAUCAGAGCAUUGUCAAUGGAGUCAAGAAUGUCCAUCUGUAACAUGUCAAUUGAAGCAGGUGCGCGUGCAGGUAUGAUUGCUCCUGAUGAAAUUACCUUUGAAUACCUUCGUCAAAAGCCUUUGGCUCCCAAGGGUGAAGAAUGGGACCGUGCUGUAGCUUAUUGGAAGACGCUUCAAUCAGAUCCAGAUGCUGCCUAUGAUAAUACUGUGGAUAUUAAUGCAGCCGAUAUCGCUCCUACUGUCACAUGGGGUACGAGUCCUCAGGAUGUGGCUCCGAUCACUGGUAAAACUCCAGAUCUUGAUACGAUCACAGAUCCUGCUCGCCGCUUAGCCGUACAGCGUGCCUUGGAUUAUAUCGGUAUUGCUCCCAACACACCAUUAGAAGGAGUUAAGAUCGACAAGGUAUUUAUCGGAAGUUGCACCAACUCACGUAUUGAGGAUCUUCGUGCUGCUGCAGCUGUUGUCAAAGGUAAGCGUGUUGCUGAAUGGGUUGAUGCCAUGGUUGUUCCUGGUUCUGGUUUGGUUAAGCUCCAGGCAGAGCGUGAAGGGCUAGACAAGAUCUUUACGGAUGCUGGUUUUGAUUGGAGAGAAGCAGGUUGUUCUAUGUGUCUUGGCAUGAACCCAGAUCAAUUGAAGCCUGGUGAACGUUGUGCGUCUACUUCCAACCGUAACUUUGAAGGUCGACAAGGUGCUGGGGGCCGUACUCAUCUCGUUAGCCCUGCUAUGGCUGCUGCUGCUGGUAUCAAGGGCUGCCUUACCGAUGUGCGUCAAUUAGAUGUGUCUCCUAUUCCAGGUCCUAGAAGUGAAAGCCCUCGUCAAGAAGUGAUUCCUGAACAUGACAGCAUCUCUGCUAAAACCUCUGAAAUCCCUGAGGACACAAGCCCCGUCGUUCGCGCUCCUCCUUCUUCAGAUGGUCAAGCCUCAGGCGGCAUGCCCAAGUUCACCACUCUCAAGGGCUACGCGGCUCCUCUCGAUAUCUCCAACGUCGAUACCGAUAUGAUCAUUCCCAAACAGUUCCUCAAGACAAUCAAGCGUACAGGUCUCGGUAGUGCUCUCUUUUACCAUCUUCGUUACGAUACUCAGACUGGCGCUGAGAAUCCCAACUUUGUCCUCAACCAAGAACCCUUCCGUCAAGCUCGCAUCCUCGUCUGUACAGGCCCCAACUUUGGCUGUGGUAGCAGUCGUGAACACGCUCCUUGGGCUUUCAACGAUUUUGGUAUUCGCUGUAUCUUAGCCCCUAGUUAUGCUGACAUUUUCUUCAACAACUGCUUCAAGAAUGGUAUGCUUCCUCUUGUUCUUCCUCAAGAUCAGUUAGAAGCUAUUGCUGCCGAAGCCAAGAAGGGCGCAGAAAUCGAAGUUGAUCUCGUCAAUCAGGUCGUCCGCUACCCUCAAGGUGAAAUCAAGUUUGAAGUUGAAGCCUUCCGCAAGCAUUGUCUUAUUAAUGGAUUGGAUGAUAUUGGAUUAACGAUGCAAAAGUCAGACAAGAUCGCUCAAUUCGAAGCUAAACGUACCCAAACAUGGCCUUGGUUAGAUGGAAAGGAAUAUAAAGGAAGAGCUACAAAGAUUGAGGUCAAUGGUCAGCAUAACCAAAAGGUUAAGCUUGAUUGGUAG